Molecule: messenger RNA, 1130 nt
Organism: Cricetulus griseus (Chinese hamster)
Lineage: Eukaryota; Metazoa; Chordata; Mammalia; Rodentia; Cricetidae
Source: RefSeq, a predicted model, not a curated record
AGAUCCUGAUCAAGGUACAGGUAUACGUGAGCGGAGAGCUGGUGCCCCUGGCCCGGGCCUCAGUAGACGUGUUUGGGAACCGCACUCUGCUGGCCGCUGGUACCACGGACUCGGAGGGCGUGGCCACACUACCCCUCAGUUACCGCCUGGGCACCUGGGUGUUGGUCACUGCUGCCCGCCCGGGUUUCCUCACCAACUCCGUGCCUAUAUGCCUCCGUCAGCCUCUACCUGCUCCCAGAGCGGCCAGCCACCCUCAUCCUUUAUGAGGACCUUGUGCACAUCCUCCUAGGCUCUCCAGGUGCCCGCUCCCAGCCCUGGGUGCAGUUCCAGCGCAGAGCUGCCCGGCUGCCUGUCAGCUCCACCUACAGCCAGCUUUGGGCUUCACUGACACCUGCCAGCACCCAGCAGGAAAUGCGGGCUUUCCCUGCCUUCCUGGGCACAGAGGCCUCCAGCUCAGGCAAUGGCUCCUGGCUGGAGCUGAUACCCCUGGCCGCUGUGAGUGUACACCUUCUAACGGGCAAUGGGACAGAGGUGCCGCUCUCAGGCCCUAUUCACCUGUCCCUGCCAGUGCCCUCAGAGCCUCGUGCCCUGGCUGUGGGCACCAGCAUUCCAGCCUGGAGAUUUGACCCCAAGAGUGGGCUGUGGGUACGAAAUGGCACUGGUGUGAUUCGGAAGGAAGGCCGCCAGCUCUACUGGACUUUUGUCUCCCCACAGCUGGGGUACUGGGUGGCUGCCAUGGCCUCCCCUACAUCUGGGCUGGUUACCAUCACCUCAGGCAUCCAAGACAUUGGCACCUACCACACAAUCUUCCUGCUGACCAUCCUGGCCGCUCUAGCCCUGCUGGUUCUCAUUCUGCUGUGUCUACUGAUCUACUACUGCCGGAGACGCUGCUUGAAGCCAAGACAACAGCACCGCAAGCUGCAGCUCUCCGGCCCCUCGGACAACAAACGAGAUCAGGCCACGUCGAUGUCUCAACUCCAUCUCAUCUGCGGGGGACCCCUGGAGCCUACAUCUUCGGGAGACCCCGAGGCCCCGCCCCCAGGCUCCCUACACUCGGCCUUCUCCAGCUCCCGGGACUUGGCAUCCUCCCGAGAUGACUUCUUCCGUGCCAAACCGCGCUCCGCCAGCCG